AUGCUGUUGCGCCCGGGGGACCGGAGAGCCGCCUCGACCGCGCUGCCUGACCGAGUACCGAGCUGCGAGCUCCGAGGCCCGAACACCGAGCCCCGAGAAGCAAGCCCGAGAGUCGCGGCUGGCACAGACACCAGACGACGCGGUCGCUUACCGGAGACCGGACAACGGAAAAAGUACAACGAACAACAAACAACGAACAACGAUCAAUAA
Protopolystoma xenopodis is the source of this 210-nucleotide messenger RNA. The record is from the annotation of a GenBank genome assembly. NCBI's taxonomy places the organism in Eukaryota, Metazoa, Platyhelminthes, Monogenea, Polystomatidea, Polystomatidae.